Hermetia illucens (black soldier fly) is the source of this 2139-nucleotide messenger RNA. It is a transcript of the gene Mo25, whose product is annotated as protein Mo25. Bases 874 to 1884 code for a protein of 336 amino acids. NCBI's taxonomy places the organism in Eukaryota, Metazoa, Arthropoda, Insecta, Diptera, Stratiomyidae. Gene Ontology annotation, biological process: intracellular signal transduction. The transcript is spliced from 6 exons. The record is from RefSeq and is a predicted model, not a curated record. Gene Ontology annotation, molecular function: protein serine/threonine kinase activator activity.
CCGAGCUGUCAUUCUCAAUGUAAACGUGAACGUCAAGAAGGCAAGGAGAAAACGGAACGGUGCCGAAAUAUCGACGAGAAAAUCCACAGAAUUUUCGCAAGAAAAUCCAAUGCAAAGUUCACGAGAAAAGUGAAAAUCGCACGGCGUCGUUGAGUUGAAUCUGUUUUUGGAUUGCAAUUGGUGCAGAAUACUCCGCGGAACGUGCGAAAUAAUUACGCGAUCGAACUGAAAAGUAGUGCAGUCCCGUGAAAAAAUCAUCUGACAGUGCAAAGUGGUGUCUCGCUGUCGCGCCAGUGUGUGAGUGGCUGAUUGUGUGUCCCCGUUUGAACGUCGAGUCUGGUUCGCACGGUGUCAGGAAGGGUCGAGGCUCCUGCGUUCUCCUUGAAACCAACUGCAAGGCAUUCUGCACGCUCGCAAGCACCGAGAGUCCGCGUCGUCAUCUGCAUUGGCGUGCAAGUCGUCAGUUUCCGGCCCGGUCAGUGAUUUUCCUCGGAAGAAAGUCGCCGAGAAGUGCACGCGCAUCGCUCGACUGUCGUCUGAAGUGCUCGCGACCUCCGGCGCCCGGCAAAUUUGUUGACCUCCGGUGAUCCGCGUCCGCCUGUAUCGUCCGUGAUCGUGACUGCCACAGUCCGCCGCCCGUUGCUGGUCGCUUUUAGCUUGCGUUUUAUCCUUUUUCGUUUCGUUUUCUGUUUUAUUUUCUUGUCGUCGAGCGACAGGACCGCUCGUCAGAAAGUCAGUUGGGAUCCUCGUUGCCCACCACACCUCUGUCGACGCGAAUCGCUCGGAGUGCAAAGCGCCGCCCCACUGUGGAGCACACGAGGGCCGCCCUUCAUUCCCCAGUUUUUCUAAAACGUUUCCGCCACGAAGAAGAUAAUGCCGCUGUUCGGAAAAUCCCAAAAAAGCCCGGCCGAACUGGUGAAGGCACUAAAGGAGGCUGUCAACUCGCUGGAACGAGGCGAUAAGAAGGCGGAAAAGGCUCAGGAGGACGUCAGUAAGAAUCUUGUGUUAAUUAAAAACAUGCUUUAUGGCACAUCAGAUGCAGAACCACAGACAGAGUACGUUGUCGCACAAUUGUCACAAGAGCUUUACAACAGUAACUUGUUGUUGCUUCUCAUACAGAAUCUAAGUCGAAUCGAUUUCGAAGGUAAAAAGGAUGUCGCUCAAGUUUUUAAUAAUGUCCUACGACGUCAGAUCGGUACGCGAUCCCCAACAGUUGAGUAUAUUUGUACGAAACCGGAAAUUCUUUUCACGCUGAUGGCUGGCUACGAGCAUCAGGAAAUUGCCUUGAAUUGCGGCACAAUGCUGCGCGAAUGUGCCCGUUACGAAGCGCUUGCCAAAAUCAUGCUACACUCGGAGGAGUUUUUCAAUUUCUUCCGAUAUGUGGAAGUUUCAACGUUUGAUAUAGCAUCGGACGCUUUUUCAACAUUUAAGGAAUUGUUAACACGUCAUAAAAUAUUAUGCGCCGAAUUUCUUGAAGCAAACUACGAUAAGGUUUUCACACAUUAUCAGCGGCUCCUUAAUUCGGAAAACUAUGUAACAAGAAGACAAAGUUUAAAGCUAUUGGGCGAACUACUUCUAGACAGACACAACUUUACAGUAAUGACAAAAUAUAUUUCGAAUCCCGAUAAUCUUAAGCUUAUGAUGAAUAUGCUUAAGGAAAAAUCACGAAAUAUUCAAUUCGAAGCCUUCCAUGUAUUUAAGGUAUUUGUUGCGAAUCCGAAUAAACCAAAACCGAUCUUGGAUAUUUUACUGAGGAAUCAAGCUAAACUCGUUGAUUUUCUCACGAAAUUCCACACAGAUCGAUCAGAAGAUGAACAAUUUAAUGACGAGAAAGCGUAUCUAAUUAAGCAAAUAAAAGAGCUUAAACCACUUCCUGAACCUUAGUGAUAUCUAUACAAUAUGAUAAAUAUUAAAAUAAUAAUUAAAAUGAGAAAUAAUUAUUAAUAAAGCAAAUAUACGAGUAAUAAUAAAAAGAAGAAUGUUGAGAGAAUAAAAGAAACAAACGACACGAAAACAAAAUGAAGAUAAAUAAUAUUUAUUUCACCCACAACAGAUCAAAAAAUGCUAAAUAAUAGAGUAUUUAAUUAUUCUUAUUAAAUCAAAACAUGCAAAAAAUAAUAAAAACAAAGGAAAAAAUUA